GGAUAGGAAUUAAUACAUUAGUUAAAACAUAUUAUCCCAAUUAACUGACUCAAAUAUAGGUUAAAUUUUAGUAACUAUUGUACAAUACCUAACAGAAGAGCCGAAUGAUGAAAAGAAAUCCGUCAACUAUAACGGAUAGAAAUAGAAAAAUGGCAUAACUAUCGGUAACAAGUUAAAAACAUAUGUUGUUCGCUGUAUAUCGUCGAUUCUAUACUGUGGUUACCUAUAUCAUGUUACCUCUUAUUAAUCUAUUGGUUUCGCAAAUUUUUGUAUAAGUAUCGGAGUUGGGAAGCACAAAAUUCUUCCAUCUUUUUCUGCUGUCAGUUAGGCAUCCACCACCGUCAACUCAAUGUUUGCUAAAGCUGUUAUGACAACUAUGCUUUCCAUAUACAGUCAUGGCAGGCAGGGCCAGUUAUAGUUAUAGUUUCCUUCAUAAUCGCGUUCUUAUUAUCUACAUUCUUUACGAACUCGUCUAUUUGAAUUCCUUUUCGUAACCUACCUAACCUAGGUACAUAACCAUGGGAUCCCACGAAGAGCUCCUCUCUUGGGCUAUAGAGAAAGGCGUUAAGCUUAAUGCCAUCGAGCCUAAACGUAUCCCCGAUAGGGGUAUCGGUAUAGUGGCAACUCGAGCGAUUAAGCCCGAAGAGAUCGUCCUUGAUGUUCCUACAUCUUGCAUCCGUAGCAUAGACACGGUUCACAAGCCCAUCAUCCGCCAUCUCCCAAAGGCCAUCUCUAUCCAUGGCCUUCUAGCUGCUGAUCUGGCUCUGGAUGGAUCUUCCAAGUACGCUAUCUGGAACGCAGUGUGUCCGACCCCCGAAGACUUCGCUGGCAUGCCGCUAGUUUGGCCAGAGGGACUCCGUGCUUUACUACCCCCAGCGGCACGAGACCUGCUGUUGAAGCAAGAAGCUAAACUCAAGCUCGACUGGGCUACCGUCUCGGCAGCAUUCCCCGAGCAGCUAGACGAAGCGAGGUACAGGUAUGCGUGGAUGUUGGUCAAUACACGAACCUUUUAUUAUAUCAAUACCAAGCUGAAGAAGAGACCCAAAGACGACCACAUGUGCCUACAACCCGUUGCGGACCUGUUCAAUCACACGGACGACGGGGGUUGUAACGUAGCGUUUGAUGAUGAGGGGUUCUCUAUUAAGGCCACACGCGCAUAUGCUCAGGGAGAUGAGGUCAAGAUUUGCUAUGGCAGACAUAGUGGAGAUUUCCUACUUGUCGAAUACGGGUUCGUCAUGGAUGAGAAUCGAUGGGACGAGAUUUUACUCGACGAAGUGCUGCUCUCGAGACUAAGCGAACGACAAAAGGAAAGGUUAGAAGAAGUCGGAUUUCUAGGGAAAUAUAUCUUGGACCGGGAGACUGUAUGCCAUAGGACACAGGUCGCGGCAAGGUUGCUAUGCUGUGGAGUUAGGGAAUGGAAGAGGUUCGUGGAUGGGAUCGACGACGGGGAGCGUAGUCAGCAGAACGUAGAUCGUUUGGUCUUGGAGCUGCUGAGGGAACAAAGAAAUAUUGCUGAAAAGAAGAUAUCCGAGGCGCAGUCACUAGAUGUUGGCGAGCCGCAGCAAAAGGAGAUUCUAAUCAAGAGGUGGAAGCAGAUCCAAGACCUGGUCGACACGAAUAUUGCGCGUCUUGAAGAGUAGAAGUCUACUAGUAACCA
This is a messenger RNA of Daldinia vernicosa, 1657 nucleotides long. Its product is annotated as SET domain-containing protein. Bases 519 to 1640 code for a protein of 373 amino acids. Lineage: Eukaryota; Fungi; Ascomycota; Sordariomycetes; Xylariales; Hypoxylaceae. Gene Ontology annotation, biological process: peptidyl-lysine trimethylation; peptidyl-lysine monomethylation. The transcript has 2 exons. The record is from RefSeq and is a predicted model, not a curated record. Gene Ontology annotation, molecular function: protein-lysine N-methyltransferase activity; protein binding.